Molecule: messenger RNA, 2172 nt
Organism: Misgurnus anguillicaudatus (oriental weatherfish)
Lineage: Eukaryota; Metazoa; Chordata; Actinopteri; Cypriniformes; Cobitidae
Gene: tpbg
Product: trophoblast glycoprotein
Biological process (GO): negative regulation of canonical Wnt signaling pathway
Cellular component (GO): plasma membrane
Molecular function (GO): protein binding
Source: RefSeq, a predicted model, not a curated record
GAAUGGUACAUUCCAGUGAAUAGCGCUCAAUGUGGAUUCAGGGAACGGCGGGGAGAAUCAUUUUAGGCGAGCAGCCACGCGGGGCGAGACGGAAUCGGACGGUGAAAUGCCGAUCCUUGAAAACUGCAGACGGAGCACGGCAAAUAACACGUUUCUAAGUUUCGGGAUCUACUUUAUCUUUCUAGCAUACCAAGAACUUUGCUGACGAUUCGAUACUGGACAGGAUUUAUUCUUGGGAUCGGACACUUUUGUUGAAAGUCGUGACAAAGAAACAUUUGUCUUCACAAAAGUUACGCGCAGAACUGACGCACAUGAAAAGGUUCGUGUUCUUUUGUCGGCCCUUAAGAUUUCGACUGAAAGCAAAGAGUUAAAGGUAAACGAAGAUAUCCCACAGACGAGAGAAAGACCAAAAAGGAUGUAAGACCUUACACAAAAGAGUCGUCUGAUAAACGCGAACUUUUUUACAUCGCCGCCCGCGACAGAGAUAUACUUCCCGCUUUUAAUUUACACUGCUGGAAACGCGCCACAAUGCACGAGGUCGGAUUCUUGCGCUUGUUUGAACACGAAAGGAAACAAAUGAACAUCUGUAACCUGACUCUGUGUGUUUUACUCUCCUUCAUGUUCUCAAGCUCAUCUUCCUGUCCUGUCGAGUGUGUGUGCGAAACCGUAACGGUGAACUGUGUAAACCAAGGUUUGAGUGUCAUCCCACAACCCCUUCCAGAAAACACCAUUACGCUUAACAUCAGUGGAAACAAUCUAACUAAUCUAAACCAGGAAUCUUUCCCAAGGCAUCUGGGAAAUCUAACAAACCUUUAUGUAUCUGGAAGCCAGGUGAAGCGAUUGGACUACAUGGCAUUCGGUAACUUGCCAAGUCUUCGUUUCCUUGACCUCAGCAACAAUUCAAUUUCACAUGUUAAUGCUGAUGCUUUUUCUCCAAACAACAUGGUUGAGGUUCUAAACCUCAGCAGAUCCUUAAACAACUCGUAUAUUGACAUGUUUGCAAAUCUUUUCAAUCACAGCUUACCUAAGGUUUCGCAUCUUGAUCUGUCCAACAACGAGCUGGUCAUUCUUCCAGAUAGGAUAUUCACGGGUUUGUCGAACCUCACCGAUUUGGAUUUGAGGAACAACUCCCUAAUUUUAAUUUUUGAGGGCACGUUUCAGAACGGGGCACUGAGAGAACUGGACUUACGAGACAAUGCAUUUAAAGACCUGCCAAACAUUUGUCAUUCGAACUUCAGUUCCAGUCCUGAUUUGAGGGUCAGACUUGCGGGAAACCCAUGGCAUUGCGAUUGCAAUAUUGAGGACAUGCUGAGUUGGUUAAAGACACACGAUUGUGUCGUUGACAAAUCAGACAUGACCUGUUCUGAUCCAGCAGGGUUGAGAAAUCUCGCACUCCUACACCUGGAUCAUUCCCAACUUCCAUGCACCUACACUGGAGAUUUGAAGGGUGUUCUGGAGACCUCCUAUGUUUUUCUGGGGAUUGUUCUGGCCCUCAUCGGAGUCAUCUUUCUGCUUGUCCUUUACCUUAACAGGAAAGGCAUCAAGAGGUGGAUCUACAAUAUCCGUGAUGCCUGCAGAGAUCAUAUGGAGGGCUACCAUUACAGAUAUGGGAUCAACUCAGACCCACGGCUAGCCAACCUCAGCCUUAACUCGGAUGUGUGAGAGAGACGGGCUAAUUGUUUGGAAAACGCAAUGACUUAAAUCUAGCUUUGCAUGAAUAUAUAUGUAGAGUUUAAACGGAUGUUAAAUCAUCAAACUGGAUUCUGCAGGAAUCAAUCCUGUUAUGCUUGCUGCAGAUCAUUCAUAUAUGCUGAUGUGUUGCUAUAAUGUGGUCCUGUGACGCAUGCAUCGAGAACGAAUACAAUUUCUUUUUUUUCCUUUUAAAAGAAAGGACUGGAUGGGACUGGAGGGUAGUCUCUGUCAUUCUGACGAAAUGCUGUUUGCACAACGCCAGUACGAACUACAAUCUACCUUUAAAAGUUUUUAUUAUACCUUAGUUUGUGUAUUUUACUACUUAAACUGCCAUGCAUGUAUUUUAUGUAUUCAUUGAUGUAAAAUUGUGAUAUCUACUUUUUUAUAAUUAAUUACUGGAUUUUAUAUUAUACAUUUGUUGGCUGGACAUAGAUCAACUUUUCUGUGGGACGCCCCGUUGAAUUAAAGGUCUUGCACUGA